This is a messenger RNA of Calliphora vicina (urban bluebottle blowfly), 894 nucleotides long. RefSeq lists its product as uncharacterized. NCBI's taxonomy places the organism in Eukaryota, Metazoa, Arthropoda, Insecta, Diptera, Calliphoridae. The record is from RefSeq and is a predicted model, not a curated record. The transcript is spliced from 3 exons. Bases 1 to 894 code for a protein of 297 amino acids.
AUGUGGCCUAGCAUUGUCAUGAUGGAAUAUUACGGUUUGAUGUCUGGUAGCAUAUUCUUUAAACAAAUCAGUCUUCAAACGAAUCAGUUGCCUUCGGUACAGGUUUUCUGUGAUGUAUCCAAAGCACUGGAAGGUAUCUCAAGCGAUCCAACUUUAAAAACAACUUUUACAAGAGAUGGCAACCUCCUCAUCUUAACAAAAAAUGAAGCCCAAGCAAAUCAAUUCCUAAAAGCAACUACUCUAUCCGGUAUCUGUCCCAUAGAAUGCUUGUAUCACCCUUCUCUUAACAUUAUAAAAGGAGUUAUUUUUGCACCAACUUUACGUGAUCUCAAAGAAGAUGAAAUCAAAGAAGGCCUAAAAGAUCAAGGAGUUGUUGAUUGCAAAAAAAUUACAAAAUUUUUAGAUGAAGCCGCACUCAAAAUCACGGACAAACAAACAUAUGACAUUCCAAUUGAAGACUUACACACUGCUAUUACUGAAAGAAAAAACAAAUUAAAUAAAACAACAAAUCCUACUCCCGCUGCUGCUACUAGCAUUAACACACAAAUAACUAACUCAUCAACACCAAACACACAAGUUACAAAUAUUACUCAAACACAUACACAUACUAAAGAAUCUUUACUAAACCUCACAACAUCAAUUAACCAUCUCUUAAAUCAACACCAAACUCAAACAUCAAACAACAUCUCUUCUAUAACAAAUCUUAAAAAUUCAAACAAUGCAACCACUCCCAACAUUGAAAUCAUUAACGUAACCAAUACUUCUUCAAAAUUUGCUGAACAACCGUCCAAAACCAAAGAUAAAUCCAAACAACCUGAACCAAUAUAUAAUCCAAAAAAAAUAACUAACAGACGUAAUGAAAUCGACUCACAAGACUUAACUAUGGAACAUUAA